Messenger RNA from Spinacia oleracea (spinach), 1505 nucleotides. Its product is annotated as protein ALP1-like. The coding region runs from base 20 to 1354 and encodes 444 amino acids. Lineage: Eukaryota; Viridiplantae; Streptophyta; Magnoliopsida; Caryophyllales; Amaranthaceae. The record is from RefSeq and is a predicted model, not a curated record. The transcript has a single exon.
ACUUACAAAAAAUAAAAAUAUGUUGUUUCAAAAAAGUUCUAGCUCUGAAUCUUCUGAUGAAGAUCAAUACCAAAAUACUGAUGAAAUGGUUGACGAAUUCGUCACUAAUCAUUUACUAAACACAUCCUUUCCACGAGGUCCUAGACCUCCAAAUACUGACAUUCUCGUUCGAGCUAAUAGACAACGUGAAGAAGGGCAUAAUCGCUUGUUCAACGAUUACUUUGCAGUUAAUCCCGUAUACUCAGAAAAACAAUUUCGUCGGAGGUUUCGAAUGAAAAGACCUUUGUUCUGUCGUAUCAUGAACAAAGUGGUUGAAAACGAAGUAUGGUUCCAACAGAGACGAGAUGCUGCCGGAAGACUAGGGUUAUCAGGAUUGCAAAAAUGCACUGCAGCUAUCAGAAUGUUAGCAUAUGGUGUUGCUCCCGAUGCAGUUGAUGAAUAUCUACGAAUAGGUGAAACAACUACAAAAAAGUCAUUAUUAUUAUUCACUCAGGGUGUGAUCAAGCAUUUUGAAGAGGAUUACCUAAGAAGUCCUUCAUCUGAAGACUUAAGAAGGAUCCUUUAUCAAAAUGAAAUGCGUGGAUUUCCUGGCAUGAUCGGUAGUAUUGAUUGCAUGCACUGGGAGUGGAAGAAUUGCCCUAAUGCAUGGAAAGGUCAAUACGCCGGACGAAGUGGGAAAGCUAGCCUCAUUUUGGAGGCUGUUGCGGAUCAAGAUCUAUGGAUUUGGCAUGCAUUUUUUGGCAUUCCUGGUUCAUGUAAUGACCUUAAUGUUCUUUAUCGUUCUCCUGUGUUUGAUGAUGUUUUGCAGGGUAAGGCACCUCCUAUAAAUUUUAGAGUGAAUGGGCAUGAAUACAACCUUGGGUACUACCUUACAGAUGGUAUUUAUCCAAAUUGGGCUACAUUCAUCCAAGGAUUUACCCUUCCUCAACUUAAAAAGCACAAACUUUUUGCUGAUAAACAAGCACAUGCUCGGAAAGAUGUUGAACGUGCUUUCGGAGUUCUGCAAGCAAGAUUUGCCAUCAUACGGCAACCGUCUCUUGCUUAUGAUGAAGAUACAUUAGGCGACAUAAUGAAGGCUUGUAUCAUCAUGCACAACAUGAUAGUUGAGGAUGAACGAGACAACUACGUCCGAGCUGAGGUGUUAAGAAAGUACUAUGAAGAUGACCUUUCGAGUACAAGUGCAACGGUGAAUAACGAUGAACCUUUCGAGUUUCAAAGCGGACAACCUGUCAACAUUAACGCGUACUUGGGGAGAAGAUCAACUUUGCGUGACAGCCGAAUUCAUGACGCUCUAAAACAUGAUUUGAUCGAGCACAUUUGGGAAAAAUAUGGAUCAAAUAAUAAUAAUAAUUAAACUCAUAUGCCGAAGAAGAUUUAUCAUUUUAAUGCCUCUUUAGAUUCUUAAAUGUUUUUUAAUUUGGUUUUAUGAUAUGUUCAACGUUUUUUUAAUUUGGUUGUAUGAUGUUUUUAACGUAUUUUAAUAUGGUUUUAGAUGUUUUUUAACA